Bufo gargarizans (Asiatic toad) is the source of this 916-nucleotide messenger RNA. It is a transcript of the gene SEC11C, whose product is annotated as SEC11 homolog C, signal peptidase complex subunit. Gene Ontology annotation, cellular component: membrane; signal peptidase complex. Lineage: Eukaryota; Metazoa; Chordata; Amphibia; Anura; Bufonidae. Bases 119 to 667 code for a protein of 182 amino acids. The record is from RefSeq and is a predicted model, not a curated record. Gene Ontology annotation, molecular function: serine-type endopeptidase activity. The transcript is spliced from 6 exons.
GGGAAGCCGGGGAGGGGGAUGUUGGCAGCGCCGGUGCGCCUCCUCUCCUCCUGCCAGCUUCUGGAUAGUGGCAGCAGCUGCCACCUAAACCCCCCGUCCCCCGGCUGUGUGCGACCCCAUGAAGGCUGUGGACAUGGAUCUCUUCGGGGAUCUACGGAGAAUGAACAAGAGGCAGCUUUACUAUCAAGUUCUUAACUUUGCCAUGAUUGUGUCGUCUGCCCUUAUGAUAUGGAAAGGUCUCAUCGUGGUCACAGGGAGCGAGAGCCCCAUUGUCGUCGUACUGAGCGGCAGCAUGGAGCCAGCCUUUCAUCGAGGAGACCUGCUGUUCCUCACAAACUUCCAAGAAGACCCCAUCCGGGCAGGAGAGAUUGUUGUUUUCAAAGUGGAAGGCAGAGACAUCCCGAUAGUCCACAGAGUCAUCAAAGUCCAUGAAAAAGAGAAUGGAGAUAUUAAGUUCCUGACUAAGGGAGAUAAUAAUGAAGUUGAUGACCGAGGUCUCUAUAAGGAAGGACAGAACUGGCUGGAAAAGAAGGACGUUGUGGGCAGAGCGCGAGGGUUUUUACCAUAUGUCGGAAUGGUAACUAUUGUGAUGAAUGAUUAUCCUAAAUUUAAGUACGCUGUUCUUGCCAUCAUGGGAGCUUUUGUACUUUUAAAACGUGAAUCUUAAGCAGAGUAAAAGAUUCUGCGAAAAAGGAGGGGAGACACAAAAUCUUAAUAUAUUCCAUAGUUUCUGUCACAGAGCAAAGCAAACCAGCGAACAGUCAUCGACCGGUACAAAUAAAUAUCUUCAGACAAACCCACCCGUCCUGCUUCGUAUUUAUUUUAUUUCUAGGGUUCAUCGAGCCAUUUGGCAAAUUUUAUGAGGCAAUAGCUUUUUUUUCUAAAAAUGUGACCCAAUAAAAUGGACAAAAAAAUG